Messenger RNA from Candoia aspera, 1025 nucleotides. RefSeq names its product mitochondrial ribosomal protein L16 (gene MRPL16). The transcript has 4 exons. The record is from RefSeq and is a predicted model, not a curated record. Gene Ontology annotation, biological process: mitochondrial translation. Lineage: Eukaryota; Metazoa; Chordata; Lepidosauria; Squamata; Candoiidae. Gene Ontology annotation, molecular function: structural constituent of ribosome; rRNA binding. Gene Ontology annotation, cellular component: mitochondrial large ribosomal subunit; ribosome. The coding region runs from base 81 to 839 and encodes 252 amino acids.
UCUCCGUUACUUUCUCGCGUCGAUACGGGGGAUCCCGCCUGGUGUUUCUACGAGAGUAGCUCGUCCUCGGAAUUAAGGGAAUGUGGAGGCUGGUCAGGGGCCCUUUAAGCGCCCUCGCGGGGGCGCCGACACCAACAGGUUUUGGUGGAAUAAAAAUUCUCACUGCUGGCUACAGGAAAUAUGGGCCGCUUCCAGAUUAUACAGGAAUAAUCAUUCCUGAGAAACCCAAACUGAGAAUUGUUGAGAGAGCGCCAAAUUUGCCUAAGGUUAGGCGACAGUUCAAGAAUUUACGUGACAUCCGAGGUCCUUCUACAGAAGCCAGAGAAUUUACUGAAGGACAAUAUGGUAUUGUGGCUAUGAGUGGUGGCUAUCUCCGCUGGGCUCACUUUGAAAUGAUGCGCCUGAGUAUUAAUCGGCACAUGAAUUCCAAGACAAUGUUUGCUGUGUGGAGAGUCCCUGCCCCUUACAAACCCAUUACCCGCAAAGGACUAGGACACCGCAUGGGUGGUGGCAAAGGUGCAAUUGAUCAUUAUGUGUCAGCGGUGAAAACAGGUCGUCUCAUAGUGGAAAUUGGUGGGCACUGUGAGUUUGCUGAGGUGAAAAACUUCCUAACCCAAGUGGCCAAGAAGUUGCCUUUCCCAGCCCAAGCAGUCAGCAAGCAAACCCUUCAAGAGAUGCAGGAGAGAGAAGAGGAGAGGCGGCACAAUAACCAGAAUCCAUGGACAUUUGAGCGCAUUGUUACUUCCAAUAUGCUGGGAAUACGGAAGUAUCUGAGCCCUUACGACUUACAGUACAAGGGUCGCUACUGGGGAAGGUUCUACCUGCCUGACAGGGUAUGAGCAGAGACUUGCGGAACAUUAUCUGCUACAGCAAUUCUUUGGAAACUUGUCUUUCCUAACAGAGAUAUUUGUGGGUGAAGCAACAAGUGAGUGACUAUAUAUGUGGAAGUCUGAUAAAUAUGGAGGGUGAUGGAGUGGUGAUAAUGAUGUAGAACUUGGGAUAAAUAAAUUCAUCAUGGAAGCUUG